AUGCAUUCUUUAACCAGGUACGUGCCUUCACAAAAGGGCGCAAUCAUUAAUUGGUCUCACCUUGCAGAUUUGAAUUUGGCGGACGAGGACCCCAUGAGCGCGGAUUCUAUCGAUGUUAUUAUCGGAGCCGACUUGUACGGGCAACUCCUUCUGCCGGGAGUGAGAAAGGGUUCCGCGUAUACUCCCACUGCUCAGAAUACGGUGCUGGGAUGGAUACUCUCCGGUCCAGUACAAUCCUCCAUUCCCUCCUCCGUCGGUAUCCACCAUAUCUCUGUCCUGGAGGACCUCGACCAGGAUCUGCGGAGGUUCUGGGAAAUCGAGGCCCUCUCUUCUCCCGUUCUCAUGACGCCUGAAGAUAAAAAAUGCGAAUUACAUUUCAAAUCGACACACUACCGUGCAUCAAACGGACGCUAUAUAGUUCGAUUGCCUUUCAAAACCGAACCUCCAGUUAAAUUAGGAGAAUCGCGGCCUGGAGCACUACAAAGUUUCUGCGCGCUUGAAAGACGUUUAGCUCGCGACACAACCACACUUCGAAUGUAUCACGAAUUCCUUUCAGAAUACGCCUCUUUCGGUCAUAUGAAAAAAGCCGAUCUUCUUUCUCCAAUCACGAGAGAUUGUUAUUACAUACCGCAUCAUGCCGUCUUCCGCGAAAGCAGUGAAACUACUCGCCUUCGUGUGGUCUUUAAUGCUUCGCGCCGAUCGUCGAAUGGAAAGUCCUUAAACGAUCUUCUUCUAACCGGACCAAAACUCCAGCAGGAUCUUGUCGCCAUAUUAAUUCGAUGGCGUCAGUUUCAAUUCGUGUACACCGCGGACGUGGAGAAAAUGUAUCGCCAAAUUCUUAUCGACCCGCGAGACCUCGAUUACCAGAGAAUACUGUGGCGGGAUUCGCCAAUCCUACCAGUCGAGGAGCAUCAACUUCUCACGGUCACAUAUGGAACCGCUCCAGCUCCGUAUUUAGCUCUUCGCGUCUUGCAACAAUUAGCCGAGGACGAGGGCUCGCCCUAUCCCGAGGCGGUUUCCGUUCUUCGCGAACAAGCCUAUGUAGAUGACUUUCUCUUCGGAGGCGAUAGCCUCGAGUCCGCUCGCCAAUUGCGAGACCAAAUCAUUGAACUCUUAGGAAAAGGCGGCUUCUCGUUAAGAAAAUGGGCUAGCAAUAGCUCCGUGCUUCUGUCCGACAUCAACCCUCAAAACCACGGACUCGCGACGAGUAAAUCAUUAAAAGCCGACGAAAGCAUUUCCGUGCUCGGCAUUAUAUGGAAUCCAGCGUUAGACCAGUUUCACUUUAAAUUAGCAGUCCCCACCGAAAUGCCUAAGACAAAACGAACGAUUCUUUCUACCAUAGCAAAGCUCUUCGAUCCUUUAGGUUAG
Osmia bicornis bicornis is the source of this 1368-nucleotide messenger RNA. RefSeq lists its product as uncharacterized. Lineage: Eukaryota; Metazoa; Arthropoda; Insecta; Hymenoptera; Megachilidae. The record is from RefSeq and is a predicted model, not a curated record. The transcript has a single exon. The coding region runs from base 1 to 1368 and encodes 455 amino acids.